Messenger RNA from Dichomitus squalens LYAD-421 SS1, 324 nucleotides. RefSeq lists its product as uncharacterized. The transcript has 2 exons. The record is from RefSeq and is a predicted model, not a curated record. The coding region runs from base 1 to 324 and encodes 107 amino acids. NCBI's taxonomy places the organism in Eukaryota, Fungi, Basidiomycota, Agaricomycetes, Polyporales, Polyporaceae.
AUGGCACGGACGAUUAGGUCGGGGACGGCGGCGCACAACACCCUGUCUGUCAUCCACUGUUUCCUCAUUAUGUGCCUCGUAGACAAGGGACCGCACGAGCUGCGGAUGUAUGGGACGCCCGACGAUGGAUUCCUUGACGGCGUGGACAUCUGGCAUGCUGGGAAGCCGAGCGCCCGCGAGGACUCCGAGCCGCCCGGGGCCGUUUGCGGCGACAGGCCGUUGAACGGGUAUUACAUUGAGCGGGAGACGAAGAGCCAUGAUGAUGUGGAUGGUGCCGAGGUAGCGAGGUUCGGAAAGACGUUGGUCCGGCUGCAAAAGAAGUAG